Molecule: messenger RNA, 1281 nt
Organism: Geosmithia morbida
Lineage: Eukaryota; Fungi; Ascomycota; Sordariomycetes; Hypocreales; Bionectriaceae
Product: serine/threonine-protein phosphatase PP1-1
Exons: 4
Coding region: 1-1281 (426 amino acids)
Biological process (GO): G1/S transition of mitotic cell cycle; peptidyl-serine dephosphorylation
Cellular component (GO): cytoplasm
Molecular function (GO): protein serine/threonine phosphatase activity
Source: RefSeq, a predicted model, not a curated record
AUGGCCUCAACCAUACCACGUCCGGGCCCCGCCAACCUGGGGCCCAACUCGAGUCUAGAUGAGUGGCUGGAGCAGGCUAAGCAGUGCAAAUACCUGCCCGAGCGGGUGAUGAAGGAGCUCUGCGAGAAGGUCAAGGAGAUUCUGAUGGAAGGUGAGCGAACAGUGUCUCCCCGUCAUCAUACCGUCACGGAAACCCCUCCGGCCUCAGUCGUGCUCCUUUGCUGCCAGUCCAACAUCCAACCUGUAGGCACCCCCGUCACCGUCUGCGGCGAUAUCCACGGCCAGUUCUACGACUUGCUCGAACUAUUCCGCGUCUCGGGUGGGAUGCCCGGGGAGACAAACGCCCAGGCACCCAAGACGGCUACGACCGUCAUCACAUCGGAGGAUUUCGAGCCCCCGACCGAGAUCACAGACCCCAAGCUCAAGAAGAGGCUGCGCGCCUCGCCCGACAGCGCCAUCGAUGGCCACGUUAAUGCUGGCGACGACAACGGCAACGAUGCUCGGGGAGGCGAUGACGGCGCGUCACCCGCCGACUCGGGUGUAGGCGUCGUGGCGUCGUCUCAGAGCGCCGAGACCCGAUUCGUCUUUCUUGGCGAUUUUGUCGACAGAGGAUACUUUUCCCUCGAGACGUUUACUCUGCUCAUGUGCCUCAAGGCCAAAUACCCCGACCGGAUCGUCCUCGUCCGAGGCAACCACGAGUCUCGACAAAUCACACAGGUUUACGGCUUCUACGAGGAGUGCCAGCAAAAAUACGGGAACGCCUCGGUGUGGAAGGCGUGCUGCCACGUCUUUGACUUCCUCGUCCUCGCCGCCAUCGUCGACGGCGAGGUCCUCUGUGUUCACGGAGGGCUGAGCCCCGAGAUCAGGACCAUCGACCAGAUCCGUGUCGUUGCGCGCGCUCAGGAGAUUCCCCACGAGGGAGCAUUCUGCGACCUGGUAUGGUCGGAUCCUGAGGAUGUCGAGACGUGGGCCAUCAGCCCUCGCGGCGCAGGCUGGCUGUUUGGAGAUAAGGUGGCCACAGAGUUCAACCACGUCAACGGCCUCAAGCUGAUUGCCCGUGCCCAUCAGCUCGUUAAUGAGGGAUACAAGUAUCACUUCCCCGAAAACUCGGUCGUCACCGUCUGGUCGGCGCCCAACUAUUGCUACAGGUGCGGCAACGUUGCAUCCAUCAUGUCGGUGGAAAAGGACCUCGAUCCCAAGUUUAGCAUCUUCUCGGCCGUGCCCGACGACCAGAGGCACUUGCCCGCUAGCAGGAGAGGUCCCAGCGACUACUUUCUGUGA